This is a messenger RNA of Lampris incognitus (smalleye Pacific opah), 7275 nucleotides long. It is a transcript of the gene phldb1b, whose product is annotated as pleckstrin homology-like domain, family B, member 1b. Gene Ontology annotation, cellular component: basal cortex. Gene Ontology annotation, biological process: regulation of microtubule cytoskeleton organization. The coding region runs from base 393 to 4730 and encodes 1445 amino acids. The transcript is spliced from 21 exons. Gene Ontology annotation, molecular function: protein binding. The record is from RefSeq and is a predicted model, not a curated record. NCBI's taxonomy places the organism in Eukaryota, Metazoa, Chordata, Actinopteri, Lampriformes, Lampridae.
GCGACAGACAGACAGUGUAUGUCAGCAGAGAGGGGAGCACAUGGCUUUGUCCCGUACUGUGUUGUGUUGUGACAGUGAGAGUGCGGUUUGAAGGGGGAAGAGAGCGCCCCUCUCAUAUCCCUUAAACCGCAGAAGAAAGGACACAAAGAAAAUUCACUCACUCUGCCCCCUUUUUAUUUUAUUUUUUUGGAGGGGGGGGGGGAUCCCAUUCAGUGUUUUUCCUUUCCUUGCGAUUUUUGGCCAUUUUGUGACCACUGUCUGGCAGCUAGCUCACAGACUCAUCUCAAAUGAAAAGCAGCAGCCGUGGUUUUGCUUAACUCUGCGGUGUUACCGGAACAUUCCCCGCUCAGGAUCUUCAUGCGUCGCAGAGAGGGAUUGACAACCCAGUGGACAUGGACAGUCUGAACAGAAAUGUGCCCGAGUGUGGACGACAGACCCACCAGGUGUUACAGAGCACACCGCUGGACCUGGUAGAGACGGGGAAGGGGCUCAAAUUCCAGGCAGAGCGCCCCCAUCUGGUUAGCCUCGGCAGUGGACGCCUCAGCACAGCUAUCACGCUGCUUCCCCUGCCUGAGGGCAGGACAACAUUGGGCCAUGGUCCCAUGGAUAUUAACAUCCAGGGCCCUGGUGUGGCGGCCCAGCACUGCUACAUAGAGAACAGGUCAGGGGUCAUUACCCUUCACCCCUGCGGCAACCCCUGUGCUGUUGACGGGCUCCAAGUCUGUCAGCCUGUUCGCCUGUCACAAGGCUGUAUGCUGUGUUUUGGCCAAUCAGCCUUCUUUCGCUUUAACCACCCUGAGGAAGCCUUAAGGAUGAAAAACAUGAUGCCACAGGGAGGAAACGGUUCUACCAGGAACUACAGACUGCAUACAGACCCAGAGAGCUUGGUCAAUGGGAAUCACCAACCCAGUCCAGCCCAGUCUCCCUCAGCAGCUGGAGAGAAAGUCCAGUCUGAGCACAGUGCUAUUGUCAGCUCUAUUGAGAAGGAUCUUCAGGAUAUCAUGGACUCCCUAGUGAUGGACGACCCCCAGCCUUCAUCAUCAGAGGCUAAAAAACCUCCCGGGAGCCAGCCCAUCCCCCACUCCCUUCUUUCUCCCAUGGUCAAUGGAGGUGGGAGGUAUCUGCUCUCCCCUCCUACCAGCCCAGGGGCUAUGUCUGUGGGGUCUAGCUAUGAGAAUACAUCUCCUCCAUUCUCUCCUCUUUCUUCGCCUUCAGCUGCUAGCAGUGGGAGCUUUACCAGUCCCUCUCCAAGUGGAGGACCCCAGGACCAGAGUAUUUCUCUGCCGCCAGUGCCUGCACGCUCCUCCAGCUACAACUUCACCGCCCAGCCUCCACCCAUACCCCAGCCACGGACCAUACUACCUAACAAUAGCAGCAGUGGGGUGGGCCAGAAAGUUCAAGAAAGCCCCAGAUUUCAGAGGAAGGUUCUAUUAGAGACUCCUCCAAGCCCCAAAGCAGGCCACAGAGGAUUUAGCCAAGAUGGGCCUGAGAGCCCCAGACAGAUCCACUUACUCUCCUCCACUGAAUCACUCAGUAGUAGAACCAUGGUGCCAAGCAGCCCCAGACUCACUCCUAAAUUCCCCACCUGUCCAUCCCCAUCCCCUUCCAGUCCCAGGACCAAGGCAACCAUGGUUCUCCAAGACCGGCCUGCCAGCCCCUUCAGAGAGCAGACAAGUCUUGCUGACCACUCACUCACCUCAAGCUCCUCCAUGCAAAUCUCCCAGCCCACCAGGGCCUUUCAGCCCCCACUGGACCCCAUAGUCCACAUCAUCCAGGGCUCCACACUUCAACAGCACCAGCAGCAUCCACGCUCACUACAGCCCCCUGAAAGCCCUCGGGUAGCCAGAAGAAAUAUGGAGCUGAAUGGAGGUAGUGGAGGUGGGGGCAACAGUAUGAGAGAGCUGCCUCCUCUUAGCCCUUCUAUGGCCCGGAGAGGGGUCCCUGUACUCCCUGGGGCACUUCCAGGGACAGUCCCUAUCCUGAGAACCCCAGACAGCCCCUCGGGUCUAAGCAAGCUGGUCCCGGAGAGCCCGAGGCUCCGUCGCAAGAGCGGGUCCCAGGCAGAGGAGCAGUUGGGUGGGAGGGGCAUCCGUGCCCGUAGUCCAUCACCCACCUCACUGAUGGUGGAGGGUAGUGGUUGUGGUAGUAGUGGGGUAAGGAAGGCCAGUUUUGGUAAUGCCCUUUCCCCUGCUUAUAGCCUGGGUUCUCUGCCUGGCUUGUCUCCUGUGGCCAGCCCCAGGGGCCACAGAAAAAUGUCCACGGGUCCCAGGGAGCUAGGGAGACCCCACCCUGGGAUGAGGGAAAGGAAGAACAGCAUCACAGAAAUCAGUGACAAUGAGGAUGAACUGCUGGAGUACCACCGGCGCCAGAGAGAGGAGAGACUCCGGGAGCAGGAGAUGGAAAGACUGGAGAGACAGCGACUGGAGACCAUCCUCAACCUGUGUGCUGAAUAUAACAAAAGUGAUGGGUCUGCGGUGGAGACAUUAGAGAGCGGGAGAAUGGGCUUCCCUGGGGCUGACAGCUGUGGGCUGAGGCCCUCCAUGGAGAAUGUUCUGGGAGGGACACCGCACUCGUCCAUGCAGCGUCUGGCCCAGAGACAGAGGGAGAGCGAUGAGGAGAACCUGAAAGAGGAGUGCAGUAGUACUGAAAGCACCCAUCAGGAGGUGAGGACAUCUCCUCCGACCACAGCAACAGCACUGCCUAAUGGAGUCAGACAGCAUGAGGACCCAUCUUGUUCUGGUAGUGUGGGUCCUCUGGAGCUGAGCUACCUGGAGGAUGAGCGGGUUCGGGUUCUGGCCAGGGUGGAUGAGCUUAAGACCCGCCUGACAGAGCUGGAGCAGCAGCUCCAGGAGUCCAAACAAGAAGCUGAGAUGGAGUGUGCCUUGCUGCAGGGCGAGAGGCAGGCAGAGCUUGACCAGAUAGAGGCGGAGUCUGACAUCAUUGCUCAGCUGCAGAACAAGCUGGAGGAGCUGGAGAACGCCAUCCAACGGGAGAAAGACAAGGAGAGGGAUAAUGUUGAGGCUGAGCGUCGGGCCUUGCAGAGCCUCCAGGAGGGCUACGCUGAGCUGAAGAACCAGCUUCAUAACUGUCCCGAGUCUCUGCGGGAACAGUUGCAAGAACAGCUCAAAAGGGACGGUGAGACGUUGGAAGCGGGCACCAAACAGUUUGAGGACCUGGAAUUCCAACAGUUGGAGAGGGAGAGCAGCCUGGAGGAGGAAAGGGAGACCAUCAGCCAGCAGCUUCUGCAGGAGAGGGCAGAGUACCACAGCAGUGUGGCCAAGAGAAAGGAGAAGGUGUCUGCCCUGGAAAACCAGGCCAACCAGCUCAGUCUGCAGGCCUCUCAGGAGUGUGACCGGCUGGCCAAGGACAGGAAUCUCACAUUGCAGAUGCUACAAAAGGAGAAGGAGAGGUUGUCAGCCCUGGAGAAGAGGUACCACAGCCUGACCGGUGGAAAAAGCUUCCCCAAGUCUUCCAGUGCCAUGAAGGAGGUUUUCCGCUCGAAGCUGGAUAGUGAUGCGGGCCAGGCGAUUCAUCGCCCUAAAGUAGGUUCGGGAUCCCCCUUACAGCAUGGCACUGCAACACUGGGACGCAACACAUCCUCUAAGAGCCCUCUGAUGGCAGCAAACAGCACAGGCAGCCUUCCCAGGAACCUGGCUGCCACCCUGCAGGAUAUUGAGACCAAGAGACAGCUAGCCCUGCAACAGAAAGGUCAGCAGGUGAUUGAGGAGCAGAGACGUCGUCUGGCUGAGCUCAAACAGCGUGCCGCAGCAGAGGCACAGUGCCAGUGGGAGGCCCUCCACGGCUCCCAGACCCAUCUCUUCUCCAAUUCCUCCUCCCCCUAUUCCUCGGCCAUGGCCUACACUCCUGGGUUGAGCCAGACCUCCGGAGGCCCCCCCCCACUGGUGCACCACUCCAUCUUGCAUCAUCAGCCCCCAUCGGCAGGCGAGCAGCCCUACGAUACCCUGAGUCUGGAGAGCUCUGACAGUAUGGAUACCAGUGUGUCCACUGGCAACAACUCAGCCUGCUCCCCAGAUAAUAUGUCCAGUGCCAGUGGAAUGGAUGCCCUGAAGAUUGAGGAGAUGGAGAAGAUGCUGAAGGAAGCCCAGUUGGAGAAAGCCCGGCUUAUAGAAUCACGGGAGCGAGAGAGCCUAGCACGUCGUCAACUGCUGGAGGAGGAAAGGAGGAGAAGGGAGGAGGCGGAAAAGAGACUGCAGGACGAAACUUUCCACAGACAGCAGCUGGUGGAGAGGGAGGUCAAAAUGAGGGCCAAGAACUUAUCUCAGGCCCGUCCUAUGACACGCUACUUACCCAUCCGGAAGGAGGAGUUUGACCUGCGUUCCCAUGUCGAGUCUUCAGGUCAUAACGUGGAUACCUGUUACCACAUCAUCCUGAAUGAGAAGAUGUGUAAGGGCUACCUUGUCAAGAUGGGUGGAAAAAUCAAGUCCUGGAAGAAACGCUGGUUCGUCUUUGACCGCCUCAAAAGGACCUUUUCCUAUUACGUUGACAAACACGAGACGAAGCUGAAGGGCGUGAUCUACUUCCAGGCAAUAGAAGAGGUCUAUUACGAUCACCUUCGCAGUGCCACAAAGAGCCCCAACCCGUCGCUGACGUUCUGUGUAAAGACCCAUGACAGGCUGUACUACAUGGUUGCUCCCUCGGCAGAGGCCAUGAGGAUUUGGAUGGACGUCAUCGUGACAGGAGCAGAGGGAUAUACACAGUUUAUGAACUAAAACACCAACACCCCCCACAUACACACACACACUGCUGUGUCCGACGGCAGUGAACAAGGUGACAACGAGACCGUUUCGGCAGGGACUCUUCCACCACAGACUCUGUAGGCCCUCCUUUUUUUUUUUAAAACAGCCCUCUCACACUAUCCCAAUGCUGAUGGGGGGGGGGGCCUUGUUUUGUCACUUUUCUUUUUUUAUUUUUUUUUAUUUAAAAUCUUCACUUUUUUACUGUACACAUUUUCAUCACUGCAUUUUCUACCUGAUUCUAGUUGGAUUGAAAAAGGGAGCCCGUGGAGGACACACACACACAAACUCCUUUUGUGUAUAUAAACCAAAAUGUAUACCUGUCAAAGACUAAAAAGCCUUUCUAUAUUGCCAAAUGGAGAUCUUGUUAUAGUUAUUAUAGCUUAAUUCUUUUGUAUUGUUUUUCUUUCUUUCUUCUAUAAUUUUGUACCCAUCACCGAAAAUUGCCAAAUGACGUAUUGCCAAUGUUUUUGUUUUUUGUUUUUGGGUCGCUCGUCUUUGCUUUUAACAGAUGGUUAUCACUUGGUAUGCCUCACAAUGACGAUGGAAAAAUGACUUCAUGUAAUCUUUACUCAAAGGUGUAAUUAUUUUAGAAAUAUAUUUCAAAAGAUGCUUAUUUGAAAUGUUGUACAAAUCUAGAGAUAGUAGAAGUCAAUCACUAGGGACACGGUAACGAUCCAGUUAUUUAUCUAGAGGCAGUUACAAGUCUGAAAAGGAUCAGACUCGAUAUAGCCAAACUUAGUGGAGGAUCCACCGAGUGCACACCAGUCAGCUCACGUUGUUACCCCAGCCUAUUUAGUCUUACACCACAACAUCUUAUGCCGUUCAUAGGGCUUUUAUGGUACCCUGAGCUAAACCUUGCCCAUGCUAUCCAAAUACCCCCCCCUUUUUUUUUUCUUUUGUACACCACACCUCAGGAGUUAAUAUACUCUGGCGUUCUCACACUCUCAGUUGAUCUGUGAUUGUUGGGAGCAGGACUGUCGCUGUCUACUGUACUGUACGUUUCAUAUUACCAACUACGGUUCGGAGCCGCACAUCGAUGUGUGCACGCAUAUACAUGUGCUGUAUAGGAAAAUUCUAGUCUGUUGCCAAGUAAUGCUAUCUUGAUCUAACUCGACCCCCCCCCCCCCCAACUCUGAAAGCAGCCAUCAUCACUGCCAGCCUAAAUCGACAACAGCCGGAGGGUGUCAGCGAGGCCACGUUUUGCAGGACUUUGUGGACCAUUUCAAAUUGAUGAUUUAUGGACUAAUGCAAUUCAGAACUGUGCCUUGAUAAAAUGUCGGUUACCUUUUCUGUCCGUCUAGCAGAGCUUUGCUGGAAGGCUACAAUCAAGCGUGCGUUUUAUUUUCCCAUUGUUGAAAUUGACUGUGGACAGAUCGUCUCCACCAUGACGAGGGAGAUUCUGCCAGCCGGCGUCGUUCAACAGCGGAAAACAAAAGGCCUUGGAAACAUUUGGAAUCUCUUAAUUUUGCCACUUCAGUGAAAUAUAUUGAUGUAUUCCAUUAUCCAUUUGUCAGUCAAGACACCCCCCCCACUCCCCCCAACGUUGGCAAAUAAAAUCACGUACUAUUGCUGUUGUGAACUUGACACUUGUACAAUGACACAAAGUACGUCUGUCUUUAUUACCAAAAAAAUAAUUCAAGUCUGGGGAUCUCAUUCCCGCUGUGACUCGGGGCCUGAAUACACGAUGAGGAGGAAGCUCGACUGGGUAAGCCCAGUGUCAACAUUAUGGAUUGUUAUUCAUAACAUCCCAUUUAAUCGGUCAGGCUGUAAAACGUGACAUUUUUUUGUAAUUGGAUACCGUUUCGUGGUGACGGUAGGAAGAUGCGGUGAUUUAGAGCAUGUGGAACUGUUUAGUUUCAUGUGUUACACGUCUGGUGACUUCUGGUAUUAUAUGGUUACGAUGCCCGAGUACUAGUGAGCAAUGCUUUCUAUGGAGAAGACUAGUGAAAAGACCUUAAUAUAUAUAUGUUUCCCCCUUGCCUUUAUGUUUCCUUACACUGUCAUAUGUGCAAACCAAACUAUUCAGCAUUGACAAGUUGGUUCAAUCAAUCUGUUGAUAGUAGGUGGUACACACAAUAUUCAUGUUGAGAAGAGAGGAAACCAUGGGGCAAAAAUACUGCCUGAAUGAAAAGUCAUUUUCACUAUUAAAACAGUAUUCUACAAAAAAAAUACUAUUUUUUACUUAUUUUUGUCAUUUAGAAACUUUUAUUGUCAGUUAUUUGAUUUUUUUUUUUUUGGAAAUAAUGUUUUGUUUUUUUUUUAUUCGUAGGUACAGCAGAAAGCAAAUACACACAAGCACGUACACACAGGAUAACUCAUCAAGCACUCCAGUAUUUCAACACACCACAUUUUAUUUUCCUUAAACGUAGAGCCUGUUAGUCCCACACACACAUACUCACAGUGACUUCCCGGACCAUACACUGUUUUAACGGUACUCUGUGCAUCUCGUGCGUCACUUUCACAUGUGAACAAUAUCAUGUUUGUUAAAUCUAUUAAAAACCCAACAGUUAUUGAACAA